AUGACGACCACUACUAUUCUAAAAGGGACAGAGACAGGGACAGAUCGCGAGACCGGGAUCGACGACGUUCACGAGAUCGGGACGACCGUCGACGGAGCCGAGACCGAGAUGGUCGCUCGAGGCGCGACGAUUCCCGCGACAAGGAUCGCCCGCGAUGAAAGCUGGGAUCGCGGUUCGAAGCGAGAGUCGGGUAACGUUUCAAAGGAGGCGUCAAAACCUUCCACUCCCACUCCACAGACAGCUGAAGAACAGAAGGCGGCACGUCUCGCAAAAUUAGAACAAUGGAAGAAGAAACAAGCCGAAGAACAGGCCAGGAAGCAAAGGGAGCUUGAGGCCGCAGGUGGAGCAAGGAGUAUACUGCAGGAGAUUGACAGGAAAGCUGGCAUCUUGCCCGCAGUGAGUUCUCCGCAGUCUCCUGCAGCCCCCGGCUCUCCAUCACCAGUCUCAACGCCAUACGGUGGCAAAUUCGACCCAAAGGCCAUCGCGAAGAAGGCACAACAUGCCUCGGCCGCUACCAAGGUCCUUGGGGCCGACGUCGCUCCGCCAGCCCUGACCAAUGGUCAUUCCAAGGCCUCGCAACCUUCUCCGAAGCUUGCUACAAAUGGGUUUUCUUCCUCAAAAGCACUAAAAGCGACAGGCGCAGUGGGAAAAUUCGGACUGGGUAGCAGAAUGACUGGGGACAACGAAGUGGCUAAGAAAGGACUGGAUUUUGCAGACGAUGAGGACACCAAGAAGAAACUAGAGAAGCUUCCUAACAUAGCCUUGGAACAAGACACGAGUGUUGAUGACGCUCAGCCGGAUGGGGCCGACGACGGUGACAAUGAUGUCGAUAUGCAGGAAGAAGAUGGAGAGGAAGAAGCCCACGCCAUGGCCGCCGCACGAGCAGCAGCAGAGCAGCGGAGUCAAGCAGAGCGAGGCGAGGACACAGCCAUGGCCGACAUUUCUGCUCCUCUACCCACCACGACCACAAACGAGGAAGAGGAAGAAGUUGAUCCAUUGGAUGCAUUCAUGCAAGAUUUGCAGCCUGUUCCAACGGCGAAGUCCUUCGCUCAGAAGACGAAUUCUAGGUCACGCCAACAAGAACCUGAGGCACUUUUUGGCGAUGACGAAGUUGACAUGACAGCGGUCGAUGAUGAAAAUCCCGACAAUAUCCUGUCACUGGCCAGUGCCACUGCGAAAAAGAAGAAGAAGGACAUCCCGACAGUCAACCACGCCAAAAUACAGUAUCAGCCAUUUAGACGCAACUUCUACUCCGAGCCUGUGGAGAUGGCUGACUGGACAGAAGAAGAUGUAGCAACCUUACGACUGGAACUGGACAAUAUCAAAGUCCGAGGGUUCGACGUUCCGAAGCCGGUCCAGAAAUGGGCGCAAUGUGGGCUGGGCGUCCAGGUUCUGGAGGUCAUUCAAAAACUGGGCUACGAAGCACCGACCAGCAUUCAAGCUCAAGCCAUUCCAGCUAUCAUGUCCGGUCGGGACGUUAUCGGUGUGGCGAAAACAGGAUCAGGAAAGACCAUUGCUUUUCUUCUCCCCAUGUUCCGGCAUAUCAAGGAUCAGCCUCCUUUAGAGCCCAUGGACGGACCCAUCGGCCUCAUCCUAAGCCCCACCAGAGAGCUUGCUACACAGAUACACAAAGAGUGCAAGCCUUUCCUCAAGGCUCUGGGCCUGAGAGCAGUCUGCGCCUACGGAGGUGCCCCCAUCAAAGACCAAAUCGCCGACUUGAAGCGUGGGGCGGAAAUUGUGGUCUGCACUCCUGGCAGAAUGAUUGAUCUGCUUGCAGCGAACAGUGGGCGAGUGACGAAUUUGAAGCGUGUCACGUAUGUGGUGCUCGAUGAAGCCGAUCGGAUGUUUGACAUGGGAUUCGAGCCUCAAGUUAUGAAGAUUCUCUCCAACAUCCGACCAGACCGCCAAACCGUCCUCUUCUCCGCGACCUUCCCCCGCCAGAUGGAAGCGCUGGCAAGGAAAACCCUGAAUAAGCCUGUCGAGAUUGUUGUCGGCGGCCGCAGCGUUGUUGCACCGGAGAUCACUCAAAUCGUCGAAGUUCGCGAAGAGAGCACCAAGUUUAUUCGGCUGCUUGAACUCCUGGGCAAGCUGUACGAGGACGAGAAGAAUGAGGACGAUCGCGUCCUCAUUUUUGUUGAUCGACAAGAGGCAGCUGAUGGUCUUCUCCGCGAUUUGAUGAAGAAGGGUUAUCCCUGCAUGUCGAUACAUGGCGGGAAAGAUCAAAUCGAUCGUGAUUCGACAAUCGACGAUUUCAAGGCGGGGGUGGUGCCCAUUCUCAUUGCGACCUCUGUUGCUGCCCGUGGUCUUGACGUGAAACAGCUGAAACUGGUGGUUAACUACGAUGCACCUAAUCAUCUGGAAGACUACGUACAUCGUGCUGGACGUACGGGAAGAGCCGGCAACACAGGGACUGCCGUGACCUUUAUUACCGAAGAGCAAGACAGAUAUGCUGUUGAUAUUGCCAAAGCCUUGAAGCAGAGUGGGCAAGCGGUACCAGAGCCUGUCCAAAAGUUGGUCGACUCCUUUAUGGAGAAGGUCAAAGCCGGCAAAGAGAAAGCUGGUGCUUCUGGAUUUGGUGGCAAAGGUCUUGAGCGGCUCGAUCAAGAGCGUGAUGCCGCCAAAGCUCGAGAACGCAAGACAUUCAAGACUGGUGACGAAGGCGAGGAGCAGGAGGAGAAAGAAGAUGGCAAGGACGUCAAAGUUGGUGAUGAUCUGUUUGCUAAAGCGGCCUCGAGUGUCAAGGCAUUCGAAGGGGGAGCGAGUCUUGCCGGUGUGCCCAAGGGUAUUGACCUGGAUGGUAAAAUCACCGUCCACAAGACCGAGCGUGAACCUGCAGGCUCCAAAUCUGGCGCUGGCCAGCAGAACCAAAUGGACAAGGUCGCGGCAGCGGUGGGCGCCAUCAAUCAGAAACUCUCAAAAGCAGGCGUCAUGCGGUCCGGUGUGCCUAUUGACAACAAAGGACCCGAUGCUGGUGCAUUCCACGCAACGCUGGAGAUCAAUGACUUUCCUCAAAAAGCACGGUGGGCUGUCACGAAUCGGACGAAUGUGGCCAAGAUCCUCGAGGCGACGGGCACGUCUAUUACCACCAAAGGGUCCUUUUAUCCCACGGGCAAAGAUCCUGGGCCGGGUGAGAAUCCCAAGUUGUACAUUCUUGUGGAGGGUGAUACCGAGGUGGUGGUGCACGACGCCAUGAGAGAGUUGAUGCGGUUGUUGAAGGAGGGCACAAUGAGCGCGGCUGAUGCUGCCGAGAGGACGGGAGGAAGAUAUUCUGUGUUGUAG
Molecule: messenger RNA, 3279 nt
Organism: Fonsecaea multimorphosa CBS 102226
Lineage: Eukaryota; Fungi; Ascomycota; Eurotiomycetes; Chaetothyriales; Herpotrichiellaceae
Product: pre-mRNA-processing ATP-dependent RNA helicase prp5
Exons: 4
Coding region: 1-3279 (1092 amino acids)
Biological process (GO): mRNA splicing, via spliceosome
Cellular component (GO): nucleus
Molecular function (GO): nucleic acid binding; RNA helicase activity; ATP binding
Source: RefSeq, a predicted model, not a curated record